This is a messenger RNA of Colius striatus (speckled mousebird), 690 nucleotides long. Its product is annotated as acrosin-like. The record is from RefSeq and is a predicted model, not a curated record. Bases 1 to 690 code for a protein of 229 amino acids. Gene Ontology annotation, biological process: acrosome reaction; proteolysis. The transcript is spliced from 5 exons. NCBI's taxonomy places the organism in Eukaryota, Metazoa, Chordata, Aves, Coliiformes, Coliidae. Gene Ontology annotation, molecular function: serine-type endopeptidase activity.
AUGACUCCCCGAGAAUCUCUCGGUGCCGGCGUGGAGAGAAGCUGCGGGACCUGGCCCUUGGCUGAGCACCACGGGCCGUUGCACGUCGUGGGCGGCAGCGAUGCCUCCCCGGGAGCCUGGCCCUGGAUCGUCAGCGUCCAGCUUCCCGGGGCAGUGGGCAGCGGGCACAUCUGCGGAGGCUCCCUCAUCCAUCCCCGGAACGUCCCGACGUGGCGCAUGGUGAUCGGGGCCACCCGGCUGUCUGAGCUGGGCCCCGAGGCCCAAGUGCGCAAGAGCAAGCGGCUGCUGAUCCACGAGAGCUACCGCAGCGGCGCCUUCGAGAACGACAUCGCCCUGCUGGAGCUGGACGAGCCCGUGCAGUGCAGCGACUACGUGCAGCUGGCCUGUGUGACUCACUUCUCCGACGUGGUGGUGUCGCAGCUCACAGACUGCCGCGUCGCUGGCUGGGGCUACACCGCGGAAGGCUCUGCAGAAGCAUCCAACGUGCUGCAGGGGGCCAAGGUCCACCUCAUCAAUGUCAAGCUCUGCAACAGCAGCGAGUGGUACGGAGGGGCCGUGCACAGCUACAACCUGUGUGCUGGCUACCCGCGGGGUGGCAUCGACACCUGCCAGUUCAUUGGCCUCUGCACCCGUGCUGCAGAAGUGCAGCAAUACCUGUGCACUGGAACCUUUGAAGUGGAGAGUUACUGA